UCACGACGACCACCAACGACCGACGACGCAGUGCGACGCUCCAAACACCCUUGACAUCGUUUGAUACGAUCCCCCCUUUAAAGCCAUGUCUGAACCCUAUGAUCCUUACCUUCCCCGUGGCGGUUCUUCCUCGAACCCGGCUGGCAGCGCGGGCGCGGGCAACGCCAAGACGGCUGCUAUCCAGCAGCAGAUUGACGACACCGUUGGUAUCAUGCGCGAGAACAUUACCAAAGUAGCGGAGCGAGGCGAGCGGUUGGAUCAGCUCCAAGACAAAACAGACAACCUCGCCGUGUCUGCACAAGGCUUCCGCAGGGGAGCCAACCGUGUACGCAAGAAUAUGUGGUGGAAGGAUAUGAAGAUGCGCAUCAUCAUCGGCGUCGCCAUUGCCAUCAUCAUUAUUAUCAUCGUCGUCUCCGUCGUGAAAGCGACCCACCAUUGAUCGCCACCUCUCUCUCGUAUCUUGGCCCUUGGACACCGUUCUGUCACGUCACGACCUGAUGCUCCGUCUGUCUUGUGUGUGAUGUGUUGUAUACAUGAUACUUAUCUAUGCACGUACUACUAUAAUUCCUGUUUCUACUGGGUACGGCUGAAGCGGACUACUUUUCCCAUUCCUCCAUCCCU
Messenger RNA from Rhodofomes roseus, 621 nucleotides. Its product is annotated as synaptobrevin-like protein. NCBI's taxonomy places the organism in Eukaryota, Fungi, Basidiomycota, Agaricomycetes, Polyporales, Fomitopsidaceae. Bases 86 to 439 code for a protein of 117 amino acids. Gene Ontology annotation, biological process: vesicle-mediated transport; vesicle fusion. Gene Ontology annotation, cellular component: SNARE complex; plasma membrane. Gene Ontology annotation, molecular function: syntaxin binding; SNAP receptor activity. The record is from RefSeq and is a predicted model, not a curated record. The transcript has 5 exons.